CGAGGGGUGGACCCCUUUCAUAUCUGGUACAUUCCCAACCAAACAAUAAUAAGUAUCAUCUCUCACUUGUACAUCUCACGACAACAGUCCAACGAACGACUCACAACAUGCUCGUAAAGACACCUACGGGUACAUGGCUACCCGCCUGGGUGCCCCAGAACACCAUGGUCCUCAUGGUCCUCCUGCUGCUUUGUUCAAUGGUCCAGUCCGCCACUGGAGGAUAUGACGGAUCGUGUCUCAACGGUCUCAAUAUCUUGCCUGCCUACGCAAACUACUUUGUCUUGGAUGCUGCUACAGAGGGUCUCAACACCGCUGCCAUUUUCCUCGGCGCUAUUCCUGCCAACUUGGUUGGAGGCAUGAUCACAGAUUACUUUGGACGACGACUGACCAUUUUCUGGUUUUCUCUCGGAACGCUCGUCGGAGUCAUCCUUCAAGGAGCAGCUCAAAAUGUCGCCAUGUUCGUGGUAGCCCGUGUUGUUCUCGGGUUCUGCUCCGGUGUCGAUGGCAUCGCUGCAGCCGUCUAUUUGAAUGAGACGUUUGCCAGUCGAUGGAGAACUUGGGGUGCCGGAACCCUCAACAACUUUUACUACAUCGGAGCCCUUAUCGCUGCUGGCAUCACGCUUGGAACUUCCAAAUGGCCCAACUCGACGUGGUCUUGGCGACUCCCCUCAUUGCUGCAGGGUAUCUUCUCCAUCAUCUGCAUCCUGAUCCUACCUUUUGUUCCCGAAUCACCUCGAUGGCUGGUCGGCCAAGAGCGACUCGAAGAAGCCCGAAUCGUCGUCGCCCAGACCAACUCCAACGGCGACAUGGACGACCCAGUCUCAAUUGCUGUGUACAAAGAGAUUGUUGACACUCUUCACUGGGAGAAGACUGCCGGUCGAAGCAUGUCUCCUCUCGACAUGUUUAGGGACAAGGCAAGUCGAAGGCGAUUGCUCAUUGGAGCUUCGCCUGGUGUCUUGACGAGCUCUACCGGUAACAUCAUCGCAUCGUACUACCUGGGAGACGAGCUAAACACAGCGGGUAUCACCAGUGUGCUGGCUCAGUUGAAAGCGAAUGUCGUCCUCAAUGUCUGGUGUUUUGCGUGCGCCGUCGCUGGAACCCAGUUCAUCGCUCGAUGGGGUCGAAAACCAUCCGCUAUUGUCUGUCAGACCCUGCUCAUCGUCACACUGUACAUCAUCGGAGGAUUGAGUAAAGUCUACGCAGACCAGACCGCUGUAAAUCCGAAUGGAGCAACUCAUGCCGUCGUGUACGGGAACGUCGCUUGCAUCUUCCUCUUCCAGGGAUUCUACUCGCUCGUUUACACGCCUAUCCUCAAUCUAUACCCUGUCGAGGUCAUGAACUACUCGAUGCGAGCCAAUGGAUUCGCUUUCAUGCAGUUCUUACUCAAUUGCUGUGCCCUGGUGCUGGUAUAUGUCAUGCCCAUCGGAAUGUGAGUGUAUGCCAAUCUUGUUGUGUGUCCGGGGGCUGACCAAAACUCAAGUACAAACAUCGGAUGGAAGAUGUACAUUGUCAACGCGUCUUGGGACUGGCUCUUCCUCAUCUUCAUCGUGAGUUAAUUUUUCUCCUUUCCUUAGCUACGCAUGCGCUAAUGAUGGUUCAGGUGGUCUUCUGGGUUGAAACCAAAGGUCUCACUCUCGAAGAGAUAGACGCACUGUUCGGGGAGAGUCAUUCGUCAGUGACCAAUAUCGAAGCCGUUCGAAAAGGAGAUGAAAAGGUCGAUGGAUUGACUCAAUCGGAGCUCGUCCCUGUGCCAGGUCAUUUCCAGGACUUGGAGAGCAAGGAGAAGGGACAAUAGGGAGCUCAGUCCAUAGGCAGUAUGCUGGCUCUGUCGUAGUUGGAUUCUUCAGCGUGAUAUGUAUCUAUCUUUUGAUUGA
Kockovaella imperatae is the source of this 1874-nucleotide messenger RNA. Its product is annotated as putative hexose carrier protein. Gene Ontology annotation, cellular component: membrane. Lineage: Eukaryota; Fungi; Basidiomycota; Tremellomycetes; Tremellales; Cuniculitremaceae. Gene Ontology annotation, biological process: transmembrane transport; carbohydrate transport. The record is from RefSeq and is a predicted model, not a curated record. Gene Ontology annotation, molecular function: carbohydrate:proton symporter activity. Bases 108 to 1433 code for a protein of 441 amino acids. The transcript is spliced from 9 exons.